Clunio marinus is the source of this 231-nucleotide messenger RNA. Lineage: Eukaryota; Metazoa; Arthropoda; Insecta; Diptera; Chironomidae. The record is from the annotation of a GenBank genome assembly.
AUGAUAGAAAGUAUGAAAGUUCUUGUUGCAAUGCGAACAAACGAGUUCACUAAACAUCCAAUUACAAGUAAUCAAUUAGUCUUGGUAUGCCGAGAAUUCACACUUGAUGAACGUAAAGCCAUCAAAAGAAUUCCAAAAAUAUUUAAACUUCUUAAAUUCUUAUCUGUUUCUACUUUCAUGUUGCUUGGAUAUCAAAAUCAAACUGUGGAAAACAUUUACAAACUUAGAUAA